Solanum pennellii is the source of this 1639-nucleotide messenger RNA. RefSeq lists its product as uncharacterized. Lineage: Eukaryota; Viridiplantae; Streptophyta; Magnoliopsida; Solanales; Solanaceae. The coding region runs from base 1168 to 1617 and encodes 149 amino acids. The transcript is spliced from 4 exons. The record is from RefSeq and is a predicted model, not a curated record.
AUUGUGGUUAAUAUAGCCUUAGGCAUUCAUAAAACUUUUGAAACUGCAUCGUUUGUUCUUCCUUUCUCAAGUUGUCGCCGUCGAACUCUCUAGCCUUCGUAUUGUCGCCAUCAGCCAUCAGCCAUCAGCCAUCAGCAAUCAGCUCCUUCUGUGCUUAUUGAUCAUGGAUAAAAGCCGGAUGCAUGAACCAAAAUUCUCUAAAAGAUAUGUUGAGGGUGUCCAAUCCUUCAUGUAACUUGUUCGUUAUCACUUUUGAUAGAAAUUCCUAAGUUCGAUGCCCAUGUCAAGGUUGUUUGAUGUUUUUGUUCAAACACAAGAAGUAGUGUAUGACCACCUAUCGAUCCAAGGAAUUAUGGGAAGUUACGUGCAAUGGAUAUACCUCGUGGAACAAUCACAAAUGACAGAUAACAAUGAAUCAAUUUUUUCUGAAGAUGAAAAUGAAGAACAUGAUAACCAUGAUGGAAUUCACACUAUGUUAGAAAAGACCAGUGGUAGAUCAUUUGUCGAUUUUUCAUAGGAGACGACUGGUAAUAAUGUUUGCGGUGAUAUCAGUGAGAAAGAAGCUAAGAAGUUUGACAAAUUGCUGGAAGAAGCAGGACGUGAAUUAUACCCCGGUUGUAAGAAAUUCUCAACGCUUUCGUUUGUUGUGAAGUUAUGACACUUGAAAGUGUACAAUCAAUGGAGUAAUAAAUCAUUAGAUAUGUUGUUGGAGUUGCUUAAAGAGUCAUUGCGUACUAAUGAGACACUUCUGAAGUCAUAUUAUGAUGCUAAAAACAUGUUGCUGGGUUUAGGAUUAGGAUAUAUUUUGAUCCAUGCCUGCAAAAAUGAUUGUGUAUUGUACUGGGCUGAACAUAUAGAUAGGAAGGAGUGUCCACAUUGUGGUACUUCCACGUGGAAAUUGAUAAUGGAAGGAAUAAGAAGAUUCCCCAUGAAUUUAUGCGGUAUUUUCCAUUAAAACCUAGUCUUCAAAGAUUGUUUAUCUCUAGAGAAAAAAAGUGCGGACAUGAGGUGGCAUAAAGAAAAACAUCUUGAUGAGGAAAAUGUGUUGAGGCAUCCCGCUGAUUCUGAAGCAUGGAAAGAGUUUGACAAAAUCAUGAGUGGUUUUCACAAGAACCUAGUAAUAUUAGACUUGGUCUUGCAGCGGGUGGUUUUAGCCCAUUUGGUAACAUGAGCACAUCAUAUAGCAUGUGGUCUGUCAUUCUUGCUCCUUAUAAUCUACCUCCUUGGAAAUGUUUUAAGGACCCAUUUAUGAUAAUGUCAUUGCUUAUUCCUGGUUCUCAAGCACCAGGAAAAGAUAUUGAUGUUUAUUUGCGUCCUUUGAUUGAUGAGCUGAAAGAGUUAUGGAGUGAUGGUGUAGAGACAUUUGAUUCAUCAACUGGAAAGUGCUUUAAGAUGCAUGCGGCUGUUUUACGGACCAUAAAUGACUUUCCAGCUUAUGGUAAUCUUUCUGGAUGGAGCACAAAGGGAUACAUGGCAUGUCCUACUUGCAAUAAGGAUGCAUCUUCACAAAAGAUAAGAAGUAAAAUUUGUUACAUGGGUCAUCAUCGGUAUCUUGACCCUAGUCACUCAUGGAGACGAAGCAAGAAAUUUGAUGAGAACAUAAAGAAGAAUUGUUGAAACAAGUUUUGAAUGUAGACGA